AUGUUUACUUUUCCUUCUACUCCAUCGAUGAAACUUCGUUCAAAGUGGUCUUCAACAAGAUAUAACAACGCCCAUCAAACUCCCAACACUCCAACGCCCACUUCAUUGUCUAUAACAACAACAAACCCACACUCAAAUCAAAAAUCAACCACAAUCACAAGUACAUUGAUUCAACCGAUUGAUUUUCCAAUCGAUCCUCAAUUAACACAAUCAUCUUCACCUGCUCCUCUUCUACCACGUGAGAGACAAUUGGAUUCAUCCUCCUCACCUUUCCUUCAUCACCAAAGGAUCAUAUCAACUUCUCCACCUCCAUCUUUGGAAAGAAACUUACACACAAGUCCAAUGCAAUUACCUUACCCAAACACGCCUUCUCCUCAUUCUUACGGUUUGAGCGGUACAGUCAUCGUGAACGAACCUUCGUCGAUCAUGCAACCUCCUCAUGCUUCCUCCGAUUGUGGAUCUCAAUCCGAUGUCUUCAUAUCUCAAGCUUUACCGAAGAAUCAAAGAAACGUACUACGACCUUCGCUUUCACACAACGCGCUUCUCAACACAUCUCCAUCUUCUUGGCCUAGAAGGGUCAUGACCACUGGUUCCACUUUUACCCAUUCUACUUCAUCGUCUGCCCCUACUGCUGUACAGGUGGAUGAUCGGCUAAAUGGUCAUCGACCACAAAGUACACCCAUCAUUGCGCCUCCUGUCAACUUCUCGGCCGCAUCGGCGAUUUCCGAGAACAAUAACAAUAACAACAAAAACAAUAACAAUAACGCUAUUGUUCACGGUCAUCACCAUCAAAAUGCAGUUAAUCAUCACCAACACGAGGCUAACACGCCUUAUCUAUCCAUGUCAACUUCGGCCUCGAGUAACACAAGUAAUAUUUCUACCGCUCCUUUUGCCACUCACUCUACUUAUCCCCCUCAACAUCCUCAUCCUCAUCCUCAACAUCAACAUCAACAUCAACAAUCAAACUAUUAUCCUCACGAGGAAACUCAUUACCCAACAUACGACGGUUAUCCUUCCUCAACUUCAUCACCUUGGCAAACGAUGACAACCAUUCUCCCUCCCCACCACCCUCAUCAUCCUCCUCAACAGCAACAACAAAAUCAUCCUCAACAACAGCAACAGCAACAACAAUCACCUUAUCACUGGGGAAUGCACCACAUGGCCAUUCCAUCAAAGCAAGACGAACCUAUCUUGGCUGCUGGAGAGCUUCCAGCUCCUCGACCACCAAUGUCUUACGCUGCUCUCAUCGGUGAAGCGUUGCUAAUGGCACCUCCUCCUCAUCAAUUAUAUGUCUCGGAAAUUUCUGACUCAAUCAAGAAGAGAUAUCCAUACUACCGACAGAACCCUACCAAGAUCUACAAUGGUGUUCGACAUCAAACCUCCAUGUGUAAAGCUUUCGUCAAACUUCCUCGACCCUUUGGCGAUCAGUCUGGCGGUGCUCGCAAAUGGGCGAUCCGAGCUGGCUGCGAAGGAUGGUUUGCGGGUGGCGGUUAUCACCCUCCAUCCUCAAAUAUGGUAGCUACUAAGCCUUCCAAAGCUGGGGGUAAAGCAAAAGCUACUGCGAGGUCCAAGCAUCUCAUCAUCGGUACGCCUGAAGAUAAGAAAAUCUCACGAGAUAUUUUUGCUGGUGGAUAUCCUUCAUCUGGAUCAUCAGGUGAAGGACCUUCUUCCGGACCGGCAUACGAUGGGACAAUCAGACCCUCAAUGCCCUACUCAUAUUCCCAGUAUAACCCUUCAAACGGUUUUGCUGCUCCAGCACCACCACCCUCACACUCUCAUCUGGGACCUGGAUAUCAUUACGUUCCUAUCCCAUCUGCUCAUGGUCAUCCUCAAUCUGCUCAGCCUAUUUACGUUCCGGUUUGGGGUCCUUACGCAUCACAACAGCCUCAAGGUGGAUAUCAAUAUCCUCACAUGCAAGGACCAGGUCAAGGUCCACAAGGAUAUUCACAAGGUUCUCAAUCGCCCGAGCACUGGAGUAGAGGUAUGAACGGUGUUGACAAUCAAUCAAAUGAUGGUACUCACAUCAGCUCAAAUUAUGAAGAAGUCAAAAUGAUCUCUCAACCAGCUGGCUCACCUGCUCCUUCAGCUCAUUCGAUCGGUAGAUCAAUCCAUAGCUCUCACGGUGCCUCACCAGAGACUAUGUAA
This is a messenger RNA of Kwoniella shivajii, 2145 nucleotides long. RefSeq lists its product as uncharacterized. The transcript is spliced from 3 exons. Gene Ontology annotation, biological process: regulation of transcription by RNA polymerase II. The record is from RefSeq and is a predicted model, not a curated record. NCBI's taxonomy places the organism in Eukaryota, Fungi, Basidiomycota, Tremellomycetes, Tremellales, Cryptococcaceae. The coding region runs from base 1 to 2145 and encodes 714 amino acids. Gene Ontology annotation, molecular function: RNA polymerase II cis-regulatory region sequence-specific DNA binding; DNA-binding transcription factor activity, RNA polymerase II-specific.